AUGGAUUUCCUGCGUGCCGUAGGAGGAUGGCUUGUCUCCACACUCUUUUUACUCAAACAGGGAAUGAAAUGUAUCAAAAGGGAUACUUCGCCAGAUGAAGGAUACAACGCAAAAUAUAAUUGGGACAGACACCUUUGGUGCCGAGAUGUCGGCAGCAUUCUAGAGUAUAUGCUCGCAAUGGCUGGGUAUACGGAUGAAUCGCAAGAAUUCCAUUACCAAUUUUUUGCCCGUUACAUCGCGGAGUCAUUUGGCCAACACCCUACGACGACAGCUCUACCACUAGAAGAAAAGAAUAAGUCCUUCAUGACGGAUGAUCAUACUCCCAUCGAAUUGAGCUGGAAAUGGUCGGCAUCACAUAAACUGCCGACGGUACGAUACUCAAUUGAUCCGGUCCCUGCAGAGCUGGACACCUUUAAUACACGUGCGACAAAUGAGCUCGUGGAAAAGAUACUACCUUCCUCCAGCUUCGUUGAUCUUCGCUGGUAUGAUAAGCUUGUAGACAUGCUCACUACCCCUACUUCUGACACGGAUGGGGAAAAGCUUCUACAAUCUGAUAUCGCAUCAUCAUCAAAGCUGCCGCAUUCGCAGGAGUUCUUGGCGUUUGAUCUGGAGAAGAGGAUCAAAAACAACAGCAGAAAUAUCAUGCUAAAGGCAUACUUUCUCCCGCAAUGGAAAGCCCUUCUAAAUGCCGAAUCCACCUUCUCCCUCGUACAAUCCAGCAUCAAAACCCUAUCCGCAUCCCAACCCGAUACUCUACUAUACGAAUCAUGGAAUCUGGUAGCAGACUAUAUCCAAUCUUUCAACUCCGAUAAUGGACGACCACAAGUCGAAAUGACAGCACUCGAUUGCAUUGAUCCAUCCCAAUCACGCAUCAAGAUCUAUCUCCGCUCUUCCCGCACAAAAUUUAACGAUGUUCUUGAUAUGAUGACUCUUGGAGGCCGGAUAUCCACUCAUAUCCAAGGCGAACUGUUGGAAUCACUGAAAUCAAUAUGGUGCUCUGUUCUGAGUCUAGAGGAAAAGGAGUUGGAUACAGAUCUCCCGGUAAACAACCAUCGAACAGCAGGGAUCUUGUAUUUGGCGGAACUGAGGCCUGGGCGUCCCGUUCCCAAAAUCAAGGUUUAUAUUCCAGCCAAACAUUAUGGAAAGAAUGAUCUGUGUGUGGCGCAGGGGAUAUCAAGGUACCUUACUAGCAGGGCGCAUGCUUUUGCUGAUGGGAAUGACUAUUUGACUGGGGUGAAGCGGCUUUGCCAUCAUCGCAACCUCGAGGAUGGUUUAGGUUUUCAUACAUAUGUAUCCGUUGCAGUCGAUAAAAGCGGGUUGGAUGUCACUACAUACUUCAAUCCGGAAAUCUAUCACGAGUCGCGAAGAUUACCUACCGAGUGA
Talaromyces marneffei is the source of this 1383-nucleotide messenger RNA. RefSeq lists its product as uncharacterized. Gene Ontology annotation, biological process: alkaloid metabolic process. NCBI's taxonomy places the organism in Eukaryota, Fungi, Ascomycota, Eurotiomycetes, Eurotiales, Trichocomaceae. The transcript is spliced from 2 exons. Bases 1 to 1383 code for a protein of 460 amino acids. The record is from RefSeq and is a predicted model, not a curated record. Gene Ontology annotation, molecular function: transferase activity, transferring alkyl or aryl (other than methyl) groups.